This is a messenger RNA of Eimeria acervulina, 6849 nucleotides long. RefSeq lists its product as hypothetical. NCBI's taxonomy places the organism in Eukaryota, Apicomplexa, Conoidasida, Eucoccidiorida, Eimeriidae. Gene Ontology annotation, molecular function: protein kinase binding. Gene Ontology annotation, cellular component: nucleus; cytoplasm. Bases 1 to 6849 code for a protein of 2282 amino acids. The record is from RefSeq and is a predicted model, not a curated record. Gene Ontology annotation, biological process: activation of protein kinase activity; regulation of mitotic nuclear division; regulation of mitotic spindle organization. The transcript is spliced from 24 exons.
AUGGCUGUGAAGGGGAAGACUGGACAAGCUGCAGCAGCGAAGGCUGCAACAGCAGCAGCUGCAGCAGCAGCUGCUGCGCGCCCUCAAGAGAUUGGGCCCCGAAGGUUGGGCGCUCCUGCUGUUGAUGCAGCAGAGAAUGCUGCUGAUGCUGCUGCUGUUCCUUUCAGGUGCUGCAUUGCUGCUAUAGUGGCACAGCCGGGGGCCGGCCUCCCGAGCAGCACCCCUUCGUCUGCAACUGCUGCUUCUGCUGCUGCUGCUGCAGCGUCUGCUGCUGCUGCUGUUGCUGGAGAUGCUGGGAAGGGCAGCCCUGCUGCUGAGGAGCAGGAAGCAGUUGACUGCUCCGCUUUGCUGCUGGCUGCAGCAGAAGCAGCAGACGCGAGAGCAGAAAGCCCUGCCCCUUCUUCCGGCCCUCGCGGCUGCCGCGUUGUGAUUGCAUGCGAAGAAGAGGUCUUCGCUUACGCCAAGAGGAAUUCUUUGCUGAGCGACAAUAAAGCAAAGGCCCUUGCAGACAUUGCCCCUGGGGAAGUCGCUCGAGUGAUAUCCGUGUUGGUGAAAGAGUAUGAAUCGGCAAUAAGACAAACAAAGGCGAAUGCUUUGGCGCAGCAGCAGCAGCAACAACAACAACAACAGCAGCAGCAGGCAGAAACAGCAGCAGCAGCGGCAGCAGCGGCAGCAGCAAAGGAGCCCCUGGACCUGCUGCUGUGUCUAUGGGGUUUUAGCUGGCAGCCGCAGCUGCUGCUGUCCUUAGAGGCAGCAGAUUUAGGCUUAGAUUUUUUUCUUCUUGUUGCUGCUGCUCGCCCGGAGGAAGCAGCAGCAGCAUUUGCUGCAGCACAAAGCAGCAGCAUUGCUGCUGUCAUCACUGCAGCAGAAGCAAAAGAUCCCAAAAUCGCUGUAGAUAUACUCGCCCUCCAGGACUGCACCAAGAGACACCAGGAAACCCCCGAUUUGUUUCUGAAUCGGCUUGUUGCUGCUGCUGAGGAGGUCAGCAGACACCGCGAGGUGUACAGGCAGUACCAGCAGACAAUCCCUGUCUUGUCUUUUAAGGCGCUGCAGCGGGAAGCAGCAGCAGCAGCAGAAGCUGCUGCUGCUGCUGCGGCUGCUGCUGCGCCUUCUUCCGCCUCCGGUACUACAAAAACAAGCGCAGCUCAGCAGCAGCAGCAGCAAAAGCGGCAGGGAGCCAAACGGGAAGGGGCUGAAGCAGCAGCAGCUGCCGAGCACGCUGCUGCUGCUGCUGCUGCUGCUGCACCCUCUGCAGCAAACAAAGAAGAAGAAAAGCCCCAGGUUUAUUUGUCUCUUGCGGAUUCUGUCCCUCCUGAGGAGACAUCUGUGAGUUUGCUGCUGCACUGUUUGCUGCAGCAAGCAGCAGCAGACGCAGCUGCAAGGCGGAAGCAGUCUGCUGCAGCCGUUCUCGCUGAGAAGACCACGGAGGACUGUGAGCAGCAGCAGCAGCAGCAGCAGCAGCAGCACGCUGAACAGGAGCAGCAGCAGCAGGAGCAGCAGAAGGAGCAGCCUACGGAUGGGGGAUCGUGUGGGAUCGUCUCCAAUCCCGAUCCCAGUAGCCUAGCAGCAGCAGCAGCAGAAAUUGAAGCAUCAGAAGCCUCUAUUCCUGUUGCGUAUCUGCAGCAACUGCAGCAGCACAGGAGACCCCUCCUGCGGCAGAUGGCGCUGCAGUGCCGUGUGUAUGGAUUCUUUCCUCACAUGGCGGAGCCUCAAGUUGAGCAUUUGCUGCAGCUGCUGUCGCUGCAGCAGCUGCUUGCUGCUGUGGGGCGGGGCUCUACUCCCGAGUGUCUGGGCAGCACCCGAUGCGUCCGGGAGACGAUCCCAGGGGAUCGGUUUCCCCACAUCCUCGGCUGUCUCCUCCGCAGCGGAGAAUAUACACUCGAAGGCACCCUGCUGCAACGCACAGGAACCUUGCUGCUAGCGGUCUUCCAUAGGGCAACGAGCAGCAGCACAUCUCGGGGGUGUUGGCGGGGUGUAUCGUCAGCUCCACUGAGGAGUUUUAGAGUGUGGAGGUCUCUGUACAAAUCUUCAAAGGCCAGCAGUUUAUUAAAAUGUUUAUUAGAUUUACCAGCAGAGACCCACGGAGCGCUGCGCUCUCAAAAAGGUGCUGCUGCUGCUGUGGCUGAGGCGGAGGCAGCAGCAGCAGCAGCAGCGGCGGCAGCAGCAGCAGCAGCAGCAGCAGCGACACCAUUAUCAACGAGGGAGUGGAAAGACUGCCGCGUGCUGCUGCCCGAAGCAAGUUGCUCUUUAAGAAGAGACAACUGUCUCCUGGAUAACUGCAGCAGCUGGGCUGCAGCAAUAGCCUCUCUGCGACAGAAGCAGCAGCAGCAGCAACAGCAGCAGCAGCAGCAACAACAACAAUCUCAGCACCAGCAACAGCAGCAGCAGCACCAGCAGCACCAGCAGCAGCAGCAGCAGCAACAGCAGCAGCAGCAGCAGCAGCAGCAGCAAGAUGCGGACAAACGCCAUCCGUUGCCCUCGUUAGAGACACUAGAAAGAGCUUCUGAGCUGUGUGCUGCAGCAGAGAAGAUAGCGAAGCAGCAACUGUCUCUUUUUGCUGCUGAGUUGCAAGGAGGUUGCCGCCUUGUUGUUCGUCUUACUGCUGCUUCGCUCUUGGGGUAUCUGCAGCAGCAGUUGCAGCAGCAGAGCGCAGCAGCAGCAGAGUGCUGUGCAGAGGAACCGGAACAGCAGCAGCAGAAACAACAGCAGCAAGCUGCCCAGCAGCAGCAGCAAGAACAGCAACAGCAACAGCAACAGCGGCAGCAGCAACAGCAGCAGCAGCAGCAAAAGCCACCAUCACAGCAAGCACGACAGCAGCAGCAGCAACGAAAAAGCAAGCAGCAGCAGCCGGACGUUCAGCAGCAGCAAGACAUGCAGCAGCAGCCAGAGGGUCAGGAGCAGCAAGAUCAACAGCAGCAGCAGCAGCAGCAAGACCAGCAGCAGCAGCAGCAGCAGCAAGAUGCUCUGCCGCAAAGGAAGCCUGAAGCAGGGCCUCAUACAAACCCCCUUUUGGGGGUCCUUGUGGAGAUUUCAAGCCCCAGUGGUCGGCUGCUGCAGGUGUCUCCUGAUGGGUCUCUGUGGCAGCAAAACCCUCAAGAGCUGUCUCGCGAGAUUGCUGCUUCUUGGAGGCUUGCGGAGGCUGCAGCGCAGCAGCAGGAAGCAGCAGCAGCAGCAGCAGCAGCAACAGAGGGAGCGGCAGCAGCGGCAACCUCGGCAGCAGCACCUGCAGCAGCAGCAGUAGCUGCUGCAGCAGGCCCGGGAGUAUCAAAUGGAGCCUCAUCAGCUGCAGCAGCCUCCGCAGCAGCAGCCUCUGCAGCAGGGGGCGCUGGAGCACCACCCACAGCAGCAGUAGGAGCACCAGCAGCAGCAGCAGCAGCAGCAGAUGAGAAGGGUUUGCCUGCAGGUCUACGCUUAGGGGCCUCUCGCCUUUGGUUUGGCUGCAGUGAAGACGCUGAGAACGGAGACUACUUGUCUCGAGUGCCUCUGAAGGCUGAGUUUGCUGCUAGCUGCAGCAGGCGUCGGGUGUCUCCUUUGAUAGAGAGGUUGGGGUCUCUCUACGAUCUGCUGCCGCAGCAAGCAGCAAACAACCCGCUGCUGCUGCCUGCUGCUGUUCUUAGCGAUCCCUUCGACUUAGCUGGCAGCUCGGAUAUUGCUGCCGAGGGAGACGAAGUGAAUGAGAUGUCUUAUCUGCUGUCUCUCGCGUCUGCAGAGACAGCAACAGCACCAGCAGCAGGAGCAGCAGCAGCAGCAGCAGCAGCAGCAGGGGAGUGGCAGCAAUACGCGCUGCCGCCGACUUCUGUUGGCGUUCAUACAGAAGGAGAGAGGGAGUGUGAGGUUUCUCGAUUACUUAUCUUGACGGGGGUAUUAUUCUUCAAAGCCAGCAGCCGCACCUGCAGCAGCAGUCGCACCUGCAGCAGCAGCGGCAAAAGCUGCUGCAGCUGCAGCCGCUGCAGGCGCAGGCUCAGCAGCAGCAGUCGCCGCCGCCGCUGCCGCUGCAGCCGCAGGCUCAGCAGCAGCAGCAACAGCGAGAACCCCAGCAGCAGCAUCAGCCCCAGCAGCAGCAGCCCCAGCAGUAGCAGUAGCAGCAGUAGCAGCAGCAGCCCCAGCAGUAGCAGCAGCAGCAGCAGCAGCAGCAACAUCAUUUCCACAGCAGCAGCAGCAGGGGCAGCAGUAGCUGAUGCUGCUGCAGGAGCAGGAACACGAGGAGGAGCAGUAGCAGCAACAGGAGCAGCGAAAGCUGCAGCAGCAGCGGCUCUUGCUGCUGCUGCUAGUGCAGAUGCGGUCGCAGCAUCAGAGACAACAAAUGCGGUGGCAGGUGCAGCAGCAGCAAACGCAGCAGCAGCAACUGCGGCUGUUGCUGCUGCAAGAGCUCCACGAACUGCAGUAUCGGCAGCAAAAAGUGUAGCAGCAGCCAACUCCCAGAAGCGAGAAACGUCUGCGUCCAGUUGUGGAGCAGCAGCAGCAGCAGCAGCAGCAGCGGCAGCAACAGCAGCAGCAGCAGAAGACACAAAAGCUGCUGCUGCUGCUGCACCAAUUGCAGCAGCAGAGCCGUGGGGCUGCCGAGCCGAAGACACUUUUGUAGCGGAGGCGCAAAUCGAUGAUAUCGCAAAACUCUUCAUACGACGCGACGGAGUGCCUCGGAACAAAGCGGGAGAAGAAAUUGAGGCAGAGAAAAACGCAAGAGGAGGCGAAGGGGCCGUCAGUGCAUCAGAAGCAGCAGCAGCAGCAGCAGGAGAAGCAGCAGCAGCACCAGCAGCAGCGGCAGCAGCAGGAGACAGCGAGGCUGCUGCUGCUGGUUCUGUUGUUUGGCCUCCUCGCCUUUUCGCUGUCUCUUCAGCAACGGGAGAAGCAGAGGAGUUAAUAACGCUGCAGCAGUUUGCUGCCUUGCAGCAAGCUACAGAAGGAGACAGCAAUUCAUAUUGGGAGGCGUAUUCAAAGUGCGAAGGAUAUAACGAGUUCCGUUUGGAAGAAGAAGCAUUAUCUUUGUGGGAGAGACUUCAAUCAAAAGAAGAUGAAGAUGCAGCCAAAGAGCCCGAAGCCCUGACCACCGUUCGGGAGUUUCGGGUGUUUCCUGCUGCGGGGCCCCAAGAGAUGCGGCGCAUAGAGCGGGGGUUUGCUGCUUAUUUAACCUGCGAAGCAGCAGCAGGAAGGCCUGUGCAGCUGCUGCACAACGGAGACAAAAGGAGACACCCAGAAGGCGGAAGUGUAUUUUCUUCUCGGUCUUCUGUUGCUGCUCGGGGCUCUCUUGCUGCUGCAGCACCAACCCGCAUGCAGCAGGAACUCAACGCAAUCCUUUACAGACGCGCAGCAAUUCAAAAGCUGCAGAGCCUAGAAGCCCAUAGCAGCAGCAGCAGCAGCAACAGCAGCAGUAGCACCAGCAGCAAUCGCAGCUGCAGCAACAGUAAUAGCAGCGAUAGAACCACUAGCAGCAGCAGGAAUAGCAGCAGCAACAACAAUACCAGCAACGCCAGCAGCAAUAGCAGCAACAACAAUAGCAGUAGCAACAACAGUAACGGCAACAAGAACAAUAGCCGCAAUAACAGUAACAGCAGCAGCAGCAGCAGCAGCAGCAACAGCAACAGCAGCAUUUGUCCCUGGCAGCAACCCACUGACAGCCCCUCUACACAGCAGCAGCAGCAGCAGCAACAGCAACAGCAUGAACAGCAACAGCAACAGCAGCAGCAGGAGCUGCAGAAGCGUCGAGCAGCAGCCUCCAGCAACGCUGUUGCUGCAGCAGCUGCAAGGGCUGCCUGCGCCCGCAGAAGAGCAGCAGCUGCAGCAGAAGCAGCAGAAGCAGAUGCAGCAGCAGCAGCAGCAGCAGCAGCAGCAAGGAAACAACAAACCCCCGACCUCUGGGAAACUAAAAAUCUACACUCAGCCACACAGCUCCCCCAGCAGCCCGCUGCAGCUACAGCAGCAGCAGCAGCAGCAGCAACACCAACAACAACAGCAACGACACCAACAAGCACAACAGCAGCAGCAGCAAAAGCUGCUGCUGCACUUGGAGAGGCCCUUGCAGUAGCGGCAUCUCGCGCUCUCUCACAAACCCCUACAGAAGAAGGUCGCCGUGUCAGAGCAGGCGAAUCGAAGUGGAGUUGCUUGGGGCCCUUCAGCAGACGCGAAGAACCUCCUCAGCACUUUCCCUCACCCAGGCAGCAGCAGCAGCAGCAGCAGCAACAGCAACAGCAACAGCAGCAACAGCAGCAGCAACCACAGCAGCAGCAACUGCAAGGGGAAGUUCUGGCAGCUCAGCAAACCAACUCGGCGUUUAAAAGCUCAAAGUCGGCUGCAAUCGCAACAAAAGCUGAUGCUGAGAGCUGGGGUUGCUGCGAUGCCUUGGAGGUGAGGCCCCCUGCUGUGGAUUUCGGGUUCGUCUCCGCUGGCAGCUGCUGCUGCAGGGAGGUGUCUGUGAGGCUGCUGCUGCCCCGCAGCAGCAGAUUUAAAGCAGAAAUACAAGAAGUUGCUGCUGGCCUUCAGUGGCGGUGCAAGUUGCUGCUGCGCCUUCCCUCUGAGUUAGCAGCAGCAGCUGAGGGUGGAGACCGCAGCAUUUCUGCUGUCCUCGCUGUCUCUACUGAACGCGAAAGCAUCUUAGUGCGAAUUCAAGCACAAGUUGCGGAAACUGCUGCUGCUGCUGGCGCUGCUGCAGCAGCAGCAGCAGCUGCUGCUGCUGCUGCGGGUUCAGAUGCUGCUGCUGCUCCUGCUGGUCCCACAGGCGCAGCAGCAAAAAUUGACGCAGCCUGUGCCGAUGCUGCUGCUCCUGGUGGUGGUGGUGCUGCUGCUGCUGCAACUGAUCCCACAGGAGCAGCAGAAGCAGCAGCAAAUCGAUGCUCGGAGCCGCUUAUAGAAUAA